Molecule: messenger RNA, 807 nt
Organism: Oppiella nova
Lineage: Eukaryota; Metazoa; Arthropoda; Arachnida; Sarcoptiformes; Oppiidae
Source: the annotation of a GenBank genome assembly
CCCAUAACUCUCGAACGAUGCCUUCAAAUAUUCAGCGGUUGCCUUCAAUUUGGAGAUUUUAAAACUGUUAAUCCAAUGAUACUGACACUCAUUGAGAAAAUGGUGAUCCCAUGUAUCCCAGUAUCUGAUGUAAAAGUGAGGAAUAUUGCAGUCAAGAGUUUAGGCCUUUCGUGCCUUAUAUCACAAGAAUUGGCCAAAAAAUAUUUCGCACUCUUUGUUCAGGUGCUUAACUUUGACUCAGACUUACCUCAAGAAACAGCAUUGAAGUGUAUUUUUGAUAUAUUAUGUAUUCACGGAUUGAGUUGUUUUGAUCACAAGUCGAGAAACAAGAGUAUGAAUAAAAGUAAAAGCAAUACAAUGCUAACGGAUGACAACGAGAAUGACAAAGAGAACCAAAGUAUUCAUAAUAACAGUCGAAGAAGUGUUGCAAAUGAUGGCACAGAAGACAUGGAUGAUGACAACGACCGGACGAUUGUCGAUGAAUCGGAUGCGGAGGACGUGUUGUGCAGUGAAUCCGAAGGCCAAAACUCUGAUGACGAAGACGAGGACAGUUUCCUGAGUUUGUUCAUUGAUUUGUUAGAAAAACACCUGAACUCAGAAUUGGAUGCAAUUAAGUUGAUUACAGCCCAAGGAAUUGGAAAACUAUUUAUUUUGGGACGUAUGUAUUCACCGCAACUGUUGUCUAAACUGAUAAUCCUUUGGUACGAUCCGGACUCGAGCGAAGAGUUGCGCCAAUUUUUGGGCGUAUUUUUGCCGAUAUAUUCGGGCGUUAAUAUGAAGGCUAACCUCAAAGGAGAGAAUGCUUUC